GAUCAAGUCCUCGAGUGGAACGGGGUCCUACUAAACGGUAAGACCUUCGAAGAAGUGGAGAGAAUCGUAAAUUCGAGCAGUGGAGAAGUCGAAAUUAUCCUAAAGUCGAAAGGUGAAAAGUCCCACCGUAUCUCGAACCUGCGCAGAUACGCGACCGCAUCCAGAGAACCAACCCAUUUUUCAAAUCCUGCGAGCUUCUCAAAUGGACAGAAAACUUUACGAUUAAAAGAUGCUUCGCCGGAUAGAGCUCCUCCAGUUCCAAUGCAUCGUCGUAAUGGAACAAUUGGCAGGCAGAAUCUAUCCAAUCGUAUUUAUGAUAACGUGGAUUGUGACUACGGCGAAGAUGCAUGGCACAGCAAACCACAGGAUGCUCUUGGAUAUCUUCAAGUUGCAAUCUCGUACGAUCGUCCCACUUCACGGGUUAUAGUCAGGAUCGUGGCCGCUCGUGGCCUAAAGAUGCGCGACCCUACGCGACGCCUUGCCCCCAAUCCAUUCGUGAAGAUUUACCUUCUUCCAGGCAGAAAGGUGUCGAACAAACGUCGCACGAGAUUCGUUCCAUGCUCGACAGAUCCCGAAUGGAAUCAAAUCGUCGAGUGGCAGGUGUCGCCUGGCUCGCUGCCCUCGCUCUACCUGGAAUUCUCAGUGUGGGACUACGAUAGACUCUCUGAGAACAAUGCACUCGGUCAAGUCACCGUCAGCCUUGCUGGUACGUUUUUUGCCAAAACAAUCGCUGCUAUUUUGUGUUGUUUAGCAGAACUUGUACUAAAUCAACAUUGUUAG
Strongylus vulgaris is the source of this 780-nucleotide messenger RNA. Lineage: Eukaryota; Metazoa; Nematoda; Chromadorea; Rhabditida; Strongylidae. The record is from the annotation of a GenBank genome assembly.